Messenger RNA from Coccinella septempunctata (seven-spotted ladybird), 4842 nucleotides. RefSeq lists its product as uncharacterized. NCBI's taxonomy places the organism in Eukaryota, Metazoa, Arthropoda, Insecta, Coleoptera, Coccinellidae. The transcript is spliced from 3 exons. Gene Ontology annotation, biological process: DNA integration. The record is from RefSeq and is a predicted model, not a curated record. Gene Ontology annotation, molecular function: nucleic acid binding. The coding region runs from base 1 to 4842 and encodes 1613 amino acids.
AUGCCAUCUGAUAUGGCGGCUUCGUUGGCUAUUCAUACCGCAAAUCGUACAACUGCUUCGAAUCGAAUAUCGGAAAUUCUUGAUGUGGCGAAAGGUGCUCAGCGCGAUCCGUCCUUAAUUUCCGAACUAAUAAUGAGAAUAGAUAGGUUAGAGCCGAUUUAUAAGCAGUUUGAGAGUUGUCAUUCUAAAAUAGUCAAUAUUAGAGCGGUUGAGGGUGAAGAAGUUUUGGAGGCACAGGAAGCUAUUCGUUCUGUGGUCGACAGGAAUUAUUUUACUAUAAAAGCCAUUCAUUACAAUUUAGUAGAAAAGGUUAAUCUUAACAAUAAGGAUACUAUUCCACCAACGGUAUCUCAUGUUAGGCUACCAAAAAUAUCUUUACCCACAUUUGGAGGUAUUCUUAAGGAGUGGCCAAAUUAUAGGGAUUUAUUUGUAUCCUUAGUGGAUAAAAAUUCAUCGUUGAGUAACAUUGAGAAAUUUCAGUACCUGUUGAGUAGCACAUCCAACGAUGCUUUAGAAAUAGUUAAGGGUAUUACAUUGUCGGGAGAAAAUUACCCUAUUGCUUUCAAUAGUUUGCUUAAGCGCUAUAACAAUAAGCGGCUUUUAGCGGUUUCGUACUGGAAUGAAAUUUUUCGUUUUCCAAAACUGGAAAAAGAAAACUUCAUUGUUUUGAGAAAGUUGUUGAGCGUGUUCUCGGAAAAUUUAGCAGCUCUGGACAAUUUGGAUUUUCCAGUAGAUGAGUGGGAUUUUCCACUCUUCAAUAUUCUUUUAGAGAAAAUUGAUCCUAAAACUAGAACUAAAUUUGAAUUGGAUCAUAGUAAGAUAGAGUUGCCUAAGUAUACUGAAUUGGUGGAUUUCUUGACCAAUCAUUGCAAGGCCCUGGAGGCAGUCGAAUUUUCGAACGAUAAGUCUCUUGUCCAGAAAGGUCCCUCGGUCAGUUCACAUAAAGGUGGAAGAAAUAGUUCGAGGGUUUCAUUUGUUGCAAACACGAAUUCAAUGGAUAAAAACCAGUGUGUAUUUUCGGAAAUUCUAGUAACAGACUCAUAUGGGAAUAAACAGAAAAUUCGUGCACUUCUUGAUAAUGCCAGUCAGGCCAGUUUCAUAACAACGAAAUGUUUAAAUAAAUUAGGUUUAAGAUAUAGCCCCUUAGCAACUUCAAUUCAUGGCAUAGGAAGCUCCCCGCCCGUUCUUCCUAAGGGCUGUGUUACUUGUACCAUAGGUUCAUGUUACGAUGCUAAUUGUGAAAUUCAGGUCGAUGCCUUUGUCUUACCCAGAAUAUGUUCGGAUAUGCCUAAUUUUAAGUUUCGUUCAGUCAAUUGGCCCCAUAUUUCGUGUUUGAAGUUGGCUGAUCCUAAGUUUCAUUAUUCCCGUUCAAUAGAUAUGCUCUUAUCUGCGGAUAUUUUUGCGCGAAUAUUGGUUCCGGGUAAGGUCGAAAAUAAUAUCGAAGAGCCUAUAGCUAUUAAUACAUUAUUCGGUUGGAUUUUAACGGGAAGAAUUCGUUCGGAAAAUUCGUCGGUUCUCGAUAGUGUUCAUUUGUCGUCAUUUUUGGUAUCGAAUUCGGCUGAUAACGAAUCUUUAGAGAAUACUUUAAAGAGAUUUUGGGAAUUAGAACGGAUACCUGAGCAUAAUGUCAUAUCCGAAGAAGAUAGAGUCUGCGAGAGAAUAUUCACGGAAACUACAACUAGGGAUGUCGAUGGUCGAUACAUAGUUGAUUUGCCAUUUAUAUCGCAGUUUAAACCUUCUUUCAAUGAUUCUCGCGAGAUCGCUCUUAGAAGAUUUUUCAGUUUGGAAAAUCGAUUAUAUAAAAGUGAUGAUCUGAGAAGGCAGUAUGGGGAAUUCAUGCAUGAUUAUUUGAAUUCGGGACAUAUGUCCCUCGCAUCGGACUCGAUCGAUUGUAGUGAAUGUUAUUAUUUACCGCAUCAUUGUGUGUUUAAACUCGAUUCCUCAACAACUAAACUCAGAGUAGUCUUCGAUGCAUCUCAGAAAUGCUCAUCGGGAUUCUCAUUGAAUGACUUAUUGUACGCAGGACCCAAGUUGCAGAAUGAUUUAGUUAAUCUGUUAGUUCGUUUUCGAACGAAUCCUAUUGCGUUCGUUGCUGACAUUAAACAAAUGUUCAGACAAAUAUUGGUUUCACCUAAGUAUAGAAAUUAUCAGCGCAUUUUUUGGCGUGAUUCGAAAGAUGAGUCGGUCAAGGAAUAUACUUUGAAUACGGUUACUUUCGGAGUUACAUGUUCUCCAUUCUUGGCUAACAGAACAAUAAAACAACUCGCCGUUGAUGAGGGUUGUAAUUUUCCGCUUGUAGUAUCUAUUUUAAAAGACGACAUUUAUAUAGAUGAUAUAUUGAGUGGUAGUGACUCUUUGGAGAAUUCUCGUAUAAUUGUUGAGCAAUUGAUAAAUAUUUUCAAUAAAGCUGGUUUUCCUCUAAGGAAAUGGGCUUCAAACUGUUCGGCUUUAUUAGAUUUUCUUCCGGAUGAGUCCAAACUGACUCCAUUGGACUUUGACGAUGACUCCAUAGUUAAGGUUUUGGGUUUGAGGUGGAAUCCUGCUAAAGAUACCUUUUGCUAUAGUGUGAAUAUCUUAUCCAGGAAAUGUACGAAACGCAGUAUCCUAUCAGAAUUGGCGAGGAUCUUCGACCCGUUGGGUUUUCUCGCGCCUUUAACAUUUUUUUCGAAAUAUUUGACACAGACUUUGUGGACUUUGGGAUUGGACUGGGACGAUGUUCCCCCACCGGUUAUUGUUUCUCGUUGGGAUCAGUAUAAAUCAGAAUUACAUUGUUUAGAAACAUUUGAAAUCCCUAGGUUUCUCGGUAUUAUUAGACGAGAAUCAUGCGAAUUACAUGGAUUUUGUGACGCUAGUGAGAAAGGUUUUGCUGGCGUUGUAUACCUCAGAGUCAAAAUUUCAGAUAGUGAAUUCGAAUCAACAUUAGUGCUUGCUAAAACGAAAGUUGCUCCUCUGAAGAAGGUAUCGAUACCGAGGUUGGAGUUGUGCGCUGCCGUGUUGUUAAGUAAUAUUUUGGAUUACAUUCAGUCGAUAUUUUCAUCAAUAUUUACUAUUACUCGAACGUUCGCAUGGUCUGAUUCUAAGGUCGCGUUAUGUUGGAUUAAGUCUCCACCAACGCGAUGGAAGACUUUCGUAGGAAAUAGAGUAGCUUCUAUUCAGGAAAAAAUAAGUCCGAACUGCUGGCACCAUAUAAGUGGUUCUGAGAAUCCAGCAGAUAUAGCUUCCCGAGGUUGUCUACCCUCUGAGCUCAUAAAUAAUUCGUUAUGGUGGGCGGGGCCCUCUUUUUUGAAAGGUGUUUUUUCUGUUCCGGAAGUUAUUGCUGGAGACUUUUCCUCUGACGAGUUUUUUGGCGAACAGAAACUUCACUCUUUCAAUAUUCAGUUUGAAGAUAAUAUCGUACUGUCCUUAUUAGAUAAACAUUCUUUUCUAAGUAAGAUACAAUCAAUCGUAGCCUACCUCUACAGAUUCUCACAUAAUGCGAUGAAAAAUCGAACUAAGAUAAAUGGUUUCCUCACUAUUAAGGAACUGAACAUGGCCUUGAAUGUCAUAAUUCGAAAUGUCCAAGGUACUGUGUUUGCUGAGGAAAUUAAUCGUCUGAAACUGAAUUUGCCACUUUCGAAGACACUACGCAAAUUAACACCGUUUAUAUGUAAUUCCGGUUUGCUUAGAGUUGGUGGUCGUUUAAUAAACGCCAAAUUUUCUUAUGAUCGAAAAUUUCCGAUUUUGUUGCCCAGACAACACAGAUUGACCAAAUUGCUUAUUGAAAGUUUUCAUCGAAAAUACAUGCAUCCUGGUCCUCGAACGUUGCAACAUUUAAUCUCGCAGCAAUAUUGGAUUCUUUCACCUAGAAGAGCGAUUCGAGGUGUUAUUUCGAAGUGUGUUCAAUGUUUCAGAGCAAAUCCUAGGACUUUUCAACCUUUGAUGGGAAAUCUGCCUUCCUUCCGUAUUUCCCAAGUAAAGCCAUUUUCGUGCAUUGGUAUUGAUUUUGGAGGACCAUUUUACAUUAAGAGUAGCCGAUUAAAGGGUGCUAAAAUUCAAAAGGCUUAUUUAUGUCUGUUUGUUUGCUGUGCAACAAAGGCACUACAUCUAGAAUUAGCAUCAGAUCUUAGCACUGACUGUUUUCUAGCGGCUUUUCGCCGUUUCAUCGGGCGUCGUGGUCGAGUAUCGUAUGUCCACACCGAUGGCGGCACUAAUUUUGUUGGCGCCGCCAAUUAUAUCAAGAAUAUAAUGAAAGAUGUUGCAGCAGCGGAAAAAAUCGAAUGGGCAUUUAAUCCUCCUGCCACUCCUCAUUUCGGUGGCCUGUCUGAAGGCGGUAUUAAAUCGGUAAAAACUCAUUUAUUUCGUGUGAUAGGUGAACAAAUCCUCACUUUUGAGGAGUUCAACACGUUAUUGGUCCAAAUCGAAGCGGUACUUAAUUCCCGACCUUUGACUGAACUCAGUCCGGAUCCAAAUGAUCUUUCCGUACUGACUCCGGGUCAUUUUUUAACCAUGGAGCCUCUGUCGUCUCUGCCAGAUCCUGAUUUGGCACCUUUAAAUAUUAAACGUCUUGAUAGGUGGCAAUUAUUAACUAGAUUGCAUCAGGACUUUUGGAGAAGAUGGCACAAUGAAUAUUUGCAUACUUUGAAUCAGAGAUUGAAAUGGACGGACAACACUGUUGGGAUAAAUGUCGGUGAUUUGGUUCUGCUUAAGGAUGAAAAACUUCCUCCACUAAAAUGGAAGACCGGUAGAAUAACGGAGUUAUAUCCUGGAAAAGAUGGGGUUAUUCGUGUGGCAUCUGUAAAAACGACUGAUGGUCAUUAUAAACGUGGACUUACCAAAUUGUGUCCACUUCCAAGAUCGGACUAA